AAAGGAGCUCUUGCUCGCUUCUAAGGUCCUGCCUCUCUUUCAGCCUCUCGUUCCUACAAAAAUGACCUCUUUUCUCUCUCACACCCAUUUCUGUCAUCACCCCAAGCUUCUGUUUGACACACUCUCUGCUUUCAAAUGGCUUCUUCUUUCUCUGUUCGUUUUCUCUCUCCUUCCCUUUCUUCUCGCCCCAAGCCGACAUGGGUGAUCUCUGCAACUCCGGCGACGACGACUCAGGUUGCUUCUCCGCCGGAGGUGGAUACGUCGAGGUUAGAGCCUCGAGUUCAGGAACAAGAUGGGUACUGGGUUUUGAAGGAGAAGUUCAGGCAAGGCAUCAAUCCUCAAGAGAAGGUCAAGCUCGAGAAAGAACCCAUGACGCUUUUUAUGGAAGGUGGAAUAGAAGAGUUAGCUAAGAUGUCUCUUGAGGAGAUUGAGAGCUCUAAGCUUACCAAGGAUGAUAUUGAUGUCAGGCUCAAAUGGCUCGGCCUCUUCCACAGGAGAAAGCAUCAGUAUGGUAGAUUCAUGAUGAGGCUGAAACUUCCGAAUGGGGUGACAACGAGCGCCCAGACAAGGUACUUGGCGAGUGUGAUAAGAAAGUAUGGGAAAGAAGGGUGUGCUGAUGUGACAACAAGGCAGAAUUGGCAGAUACGAGGUGUGGUGCUGCCCGAUGUUCCAGAAAUCCUCAAAGGCCUCGCAGAUGUUGGAUUGACAAGCCUCCAAAGUGGCAUGGACAACGUAAGAAACCCCGUGGGCAACCCUCUUGCAGGCUUUGACCGAGAUGAGAUUGUUGAUACCAGGCCUUACACCAACUUGUUGUCCCAAUUCAUCACUGCUAAUUCAAUUGGCAACCCAACCGUCACAAACUUGCCAAGGAAGUGGAAUGUCUGCGUAGUGGGGUCCCAUGAUCUUUAUGAGCACCCGCACAUUAAUGAUCUGGCUUACAUGCCUGCUGAAAAAGAUGGUCGAUUUGGGUUCAAUUUGUUAGUGGGUGGUUUCUUUAGUCCCAAGCGAUGCGCAGAGGCAAUUCCACUAGAUGCAUGGGUCUCAGCUGAUGAUGUAAUACCUUUGUGCAAAGCUGUUCUUGAGGCCUACAGAGACCUCGGCGCCAGAGGAAACAGACAGAAAACCAGAAUGAUGUGGUUGAUUGAUGAACUGGGGAUAGAAGUAUUCAGGGGAGAAGUGGAGAAGAGAAUGCCAGGAAAGAAUCUGGAAAGAGCAGCUCCGAAAGACUUGGUUCAAAAACAAUGGGAAAGAAGAGAUUAUCUAGGUGUUCAUGCCCAGAAGCAAGAGGGCUUAAGCUAUGUGGGGCUUCACAUACCAGUAGGUAGAGUGCAAGCAGAUGAAAUGGACGAGCUUGCUCGUUUAGCAGAAGAGUAUGGCACUGGUGAACUCAGGUUAACAGUGGAACAAAACAUCAUAAUCCCCAAUGUAGAGAACUCAAAACUUGAAGCCUUGCUCAAAGAGCCGCUUUUGAAAGACAGAUUCUCACCUGAACCAUCUCUUCUGAUGAAAUCACUGGUUGCUUGCACUGGGAAUCAAUUCUGUGGGCAAGCCAUAAUAGAGACAAAAGCAAGGGCCUUGAAGGUGACUGAAGAAGUUGAAAGGCAAGUGGCUGUGACAAGACCAGUGAGAAUGCAUUGGACAGGGUGCCCUAACACUUGUGGGCAGGUUCAGGUGGCGGAUAUAGGGUUCAUGGGAUGCAUGACAAGGGAUGAGAAUGGUAAGGUUUGUGAAGGUGUGGAUGUCUUCUUGGGAGGCAGAAUUGGGAGUGACUCACAUUUAGGAGAAGUGUAUAAGAAGGGUGUCCCCUGUAAGGACUUGGUGCCUCUAGUGGCUGACAUUUUGGUUAAGCAUUUUGGGGCUGUCCCAAGGAAUAGGGAAGAAGGAGAAGAAUGAAUGAAUGGUAUUGUGGUGAUUGUUCAGUUGUUAACCAAUCUCUGUGAAAGAUGGAUCCUUGUGAGGGAAGUUAUAGAGAUGUAGUAUACCAGCAUUAAGUAAAUGCCUUUGUUUGUUUUAGUCUUGUACAAUUGAAAUUCUAUUUACUCUGAAAUAAAGGUUGCAGACCUUGUAUGGUCAAGGUUAACUAAU
Messenger RNA from Neltuma alba, 2085 nucleotides. Its product is annotated as ferredoxin--nitrite reductase, chloroplastic. Gene Ontology annotation, molecular function: iron-sulfur cluster binding; oxidoreductase activity; heme binding. Bases 136 to 1893 code for a protein of 585 amino acids. NCBI's taxonomy places the organism in Eukaryota, Viridiplantae, Streptophyta, Magnoliopsida, Fabales, Fabaceae. The record is from RefSeq and is a predicted model, not a curated record. The transcript is spliced from 4 exons.